AACAGCUAAGUGCAAUUGCAGAGGCACCGGAAAUUGAAACCCUUGAGCAGAGCCUGCAUGACAUGAGCGUUGAGGAAGAGGAGCUGGACGAAAAUACCUUCAAUGACCACAUGAACAGUGUGAUUGAUUGGGCAGAAGAGCGGCCCACAUUUCACAGUGACCCGGACGACAGCUCUGAUGAGGAAUAUCUUCCACCAAUUUCUUUGCGAAUGGGUGGUGCACUGAAGGGAGCGCAGUUAAUAGAUAAUCUGCCAACUAUCGGGAUCGAUGAGACUGUGCACGACCUGCCUGCCCCUGAAGUUCUUUCUGAUGAGCCCUUGAGUCUCGAGCAGCCAAUUUUGCCAGGCCCUCAUAAGAUCCUUAGUGAGGAUGAUAUCGUUGGCGUCAGAGCAGCAGUCAUCUAUGAGAACAGCUUGAGGCAGCUGGUCACAUUUUUAACUCUGCCCGUGCACACAUGCACUGGUGUCUUGAGGAAUGGUUUGGUGUGUGACAGUGUUUCCCCCUUUUCAACAAACAUCACCAUCAGGGGCACUGCAAUGAGCUUUGAAUGGAUCUGCCCCAAUGGACAUUGCCAAUGGCGGUGGAACUCCCAGCCUGUGUUACAGUUUGGCAAGCAGGCUGGGGACUUUCUACUUUCAACAAACAUCUUGCUGUCUGGAAACAACUACGCUAAAGUUGCUCUCCUCCUGAAAUUCAUGAACGUCCGAAUGUUCAACCCGAACACCCACUUCACAAUCCAGGACACAUACUGUGUUGACACUAUUAAAGAAUACCGGGAACAGAAGAGGUCUGAGGCCAUCAGCCGACUUCAAGGGAAAGAUGUUGUGCUCUUGGGUGAUGGCAGAAAUGACUCACCAGGGCAUUCUGCACAAUACUGCAGCUACACGACCAUGGAGCUUGAUACCAAGGAAAUUGUCCAUGUGGCCACUAUAGACAAGCGUCAGACAAACUGGAACUCCAAUAUCAUGGAAAAGGAAGGUUUUAUCCAGACUGUGGAAAAACUAACCAAAGAGAUAAAGGUAGUGGAGUUCUGCAAAGAUGCCCAUGUCAAGAUUGGAGCCCUUUUGAACCCAGACAAAGGCAGAUAUAAGAAGCUCAGGAUUCACCACAGCCUGGACAUAUGGCAUGGUGCCAAAAACCUGUCCAAAAAAAUUGCUGUUGCAGGAAAGUUGAAAGGCCAGUCUAUUCUCCUUCACUGGUUGAGGGAUGUAGUCAACCAUGUCUGGUGGUGCUGCAAGACAGCAGAUACAUAUCAGCAGUUUCUUGCACUUUGGAUUGGGGUUCUCCAUCACACCUGGGAGACUGGAAGCUGCCAACAUGAUCAACUCGAAGACACUCAAGGAAAACAGUGGAUUGAGAGGGAUUCCCAGAGCCAAAGCGCUAGUGAACAUUGUCCUCAACAAGCGCUAGCAGAAGGAUGCUCACAAGUAUCUGCACUUCAGUUUUAGAAGAAGUACAACAAGAAUGCGAGGAGAUAUAGCCUCUACGCCUUAAAAUCUGAGAAAUCACAUGGUUAUAUCCCCGAGUUGCAAGCGCAGAUUGUGAAAGGAAGAGUCGCAAGCGGUGUUGGGAUGCUAAGAAAGAGGGCCCUACGCCCGGAUGAUCCAAGGCAAUUUGGUGUUGUGCUCCCAAUACCUCCACCACCGACAUCAGAGUUGGUACGCACACAGGUCAG
Scophthalmus maximus (turbot) is the source of this 1675-nucleotide messenger RNA. RefSeq lists its product as uncharacterized. The transcript has 10 exons. The coding region runs from base 63 to 1448 and encodes 461 amino acids. The record is from RefSeq and is a predicted model, not a curated record. Lineage: Eukaryota; Metazoa; Chordata; Actinopteri; Pleuronectiformes; Scophthalmidae.